UUCAUUUUUUUGCUGCAUUUUGGGGUGGGAUUUUGGGAUGGGCGGAAAAAGAGGAGCAGGGAAAGGCGGGAUUUGGGGAAAAAAAAUGAAAAUCGGGGUUUGGGAAGAGGAAGAAGGGAAUUCCUCAGGAAUUCCUCGGGAAAUCCGGAGCCUUUCCCGGAAUUCCGCCGGAAGUUAACCGGGAAAACAGUCCCCGUUCCAAAUCCUCGUCCUCAAUCCCGAUCCUAAUCCCAAAUUUCAGUCCCGAUCCCAAAUCCCGAUCCUGAUCCAGAAUUAAAAAUAAAUCAAAUAAAUUCAAAAUGGCGGCACCGCCCCCGCCGCCAUCUUGAGAAGCGGCCGUGCCGUAACGCAAGAUGGCGGCACCCACGGAUCUAUUUCCGGUUCCGAUUCUCGCCUUGUUUUAAACCGAACCGGGUCCAGUCGGAGCGCGGCUGUUUCCCCAUCACCUAUUUCACAAACACAACCGAUUUGAGCUCCCGGGAACCGGGCGGGUGGCAGAGACGCGAGAGGAGUUGAGCGCAAGGAGCCGCCAUGUUACACGUCAGGAGAAAGUUGGAGGAACUUCCUCUUCCGGUUCGGCACGGUGGCUGAGGGUGAAACCACGCGUGAAAUGAGGGAAGGGGGGAUUUGGGAACGUCUGAGAAGGUUCAAGGAGCUCUGGGGGGACCGAGAGUCCCGUUUCCUCUCUAAUUUUGGGUGGUUCCUUCUAACCUUCCCGUGGGUUCACCGCCCUCCUCCUCCAUCUUGAGGCGCGGCGGGCCCCUUCAACAAGAUGCCGGCACCCUUCCACCAUCCCAGAGCUAUUUUGAAACAAAUUAUAAGGCGAAUCGCAGCCAAAACUAGGCACGGCAGAUUCGGUGUCACGAUUCAUCACUCCCCACGGAAUCAAGCCCGCGGGGAACCGGGAGAACGACGGAAACGCGGGGUUUAAAACGAAAACGGGGCGCCGCCAUGUUGUACGGCAGGAUGCAACUGAGGCGGACUUCCGCUUCCGGUGGGGAGCGGCCCCUCAGCGGUGGCGGAGCGGGGGCCCCCUCCACCCAUCCAAAAAUUCCCAAAAUUCCUGAAAAAUUCCCCCAAAAAUGAACUGAGGCCCCUCCCCCCACACCCCCCCCUUGGAUGGACCCCUGGAAUUUUGGGGGAUCCCAAAAUGGGGGAUUCGGAAAAUCCCGGGAAUCCCCCGAAGGACGAGGAGGACGAGGAGGAGGAGGAGGAAGAGCUGGACCCCCGGAUCCAGGAGGAGCUCGAGCACCUGAACGAGGCCAACGCUGAAAUCAACCGGGGGGAGCUGGAGCUGGAUGCCGCCCGUUCCCGCUAUCGCCGCAUCCUCUCGGAUUCCGCCCGGAAAUUGAAUUCCCAGGGAUCCCAGCUCGGGAAUUGCAUCGACAGAGCCCGGCCCUACUACGAGGCCAGGAGGAGAGCCAAGGAGGCCCAGCAGGAGACGCAGCGGGCGGCGCUGCGCUACGAGCGGGCGGUGGGGAUGCACAACGCGGCGCGGGAGAUGGUGUUCGUGGCGGAGCAGGGAAUGGGAACCGGGAAAAACCGCCUGGAUCCCACCUGGCAGGAGAUGCUCAACCACGCCACCAGGAAGGUGAACGAGGCGGAGCAGGAGAGGCUCUGGAGCGAGCGGGAGCACCAGAGGGUGACGAGGCUGUGCCAGGAGGCCGAGGCCGAGGUGCAGAGGCUGCAGAAAUCCCUGAGGCGCGACAUCGCCCGCAGCCGGCCCUACUUCGAGCUGAAGGCCCAGUUCAACCAGAGACUGGAGGAGCACAAAUCCCGGGUGAAUUCCCUGGAAUCCGCCGUGUCCCAGGCCAAGCUCCGGUAUUCCGUGGCCCUUCGGAAUUUGGAGCAGAUCAGCGAAGAAAUCCACGCCCGAAGAUUCCAGAGAAUCCUCCGGAAAAAACAUCGGGAAAACCCCCUGGGAGCUGAGGGAGGCUCCCAAAACCCCGAAAUUCCCGGAAUUGCGGGAAAAAUCAGCGGAAUUCCAGGAGCCGGUGAUGACUCCGGAACGGGCGGAAUUCCGGCGGGAAUUUCCGAUUCCGGCGAUUCCCUGUCGGUUCUGAGCCUCCAAACCAUCGCCUCGGAUCUGCAGAAAUUCGAUUCCGUGGAACAUUUGUCGGGAAUUCCGGGAAUUUCGGGAAUUCCGGACGCUCUGAGCCUGCACAGCGAGGAGUUGGGGGAGGGGAGGGAAAAACGCCGGAAUUUUCGGCAUCACCGGAGCGUCAGCCUCUGAUUUUUUUUUGGGGGGGGGAGGAGGGCGGAGAGGAGAUCUUGGAAUUCCGGAGGGGGGAAUGUUGGGAAUUGUGGGAAAUCCCGGAAACUUCGGGAAUAUCCGGAGGGAUCCUGGAAAUUCCUGGAAAAUGCCGAGGAAAUCCCACAAAAUCCUGAAAAAUCCCAAGGAAAUAUCCUCCCCCAAAAAUCCCGAGGGAAUCCCAAAAAAUUCCUGGAAAAUUCUAAGGGAAUCCCACAAAAUCCUGAAAAAAAAAAAAUCCCAAGGAAAUCCCAAAAAAGUCUUGGAAAAACACACAGGGAAAUCCCACAAAAUCCUGAAAAAAAUCUCAGAAUUCCGGAAAAUCCCAAGGGAAUCCCACAGAAUCCUGUGAAACCCCCUAAAAAAUCCCAACAAAUCCCAAAAAAGCCACAAAAAACCCCAAGGAAGUGCUGAAAAAUCCCACAAAAUUUCUCACCCAAUUCCCAAAAAAAUCCCGGAAAUCCAUUCUGGACUCCGGAAUUCCCAAAAAAAAAAAAAAAAAAAACCAAAAAAAAAAAAAAAACCAAAAAAAAAACACCUAAAAAGUGGGAUUGGGAUUCGUGGAGGGGAUUUUGAGGAUGAAUUGCUGGAAUUUUGGGAAUAAAUAUUUGGAAUUUUGGGUUUAAAUCCCUGGAAAUUCAGAUUUUCUUGGGAAUAAAUCUCUGAAAUGUUGGGUUUUUCUUGGGAAUAGAUCCCUGGAAUUUGGGAUUUUGGGGGAUAAAUCCUUAGGAUUUUUUGGGGUUCUGGGUUUAAAUCCCUGGCAUUUGGGAUUUUCUGGGAGUAAAUAUCUGAAAUGUUGGGAUUUUUCUUUGUGUUUAAACCCUGGAAUUUUGGGAAUUUCAGGAAUCCCAUCCCACAAAAUUCCCAGUUGCCCCCAGAAAUUCCAAUUUUAUUUAUUUAAUUUUUUUGGGGGAUAAUUCCCCUUUUUCCCACCCAAACCCAAGGCAGGAACUCAAUUGCACUAAGUGGGGGGGGGUUUGGAAUUUUGGGAAUUCCGGGAAUUUUGGGAAUUCCGGGAUUUUGUGGGGGAGGGGCUGUGAUGAGAAUCCCCCAAUUCGAGGCAGCCCUGGGAAUUUCCUUGGAUUUCCCCCCCCCCCCCCAAAAAAAAAAAAAAAAAAAUUCCCAAAAUCUUCCCCCAUUCCCCCACUGGAAUUCCAGGACAGUUCAGGAAUUUGGGAAAAUCCCCAAAAAUUGUGGAUACCAAUAAAAUUCCUUCUUGUAAA
Cinclus cinclus is the source of this 3474-nucleotide messenger RNA. It is a transcript of the gene SH3BP5L, whose product is annotated as SH3 binding domain protein 5 like. NCBI's taxonomy places the organism in Eukaryota, Metazoa, Chordata, Aves, Passeriformes, Cinclidae. Gene Ontology annotation, molecular function: protein kinase inhibitor activity. The transcript has 8 exons. The record is from RefSeq and is a predicted model, not a curated record. Gene Ontology annotation, cellular component: cytoplasm. Gene Ontology annotation, biological process: negative regulation of protein tyrosine kinase activity; intracellular signal transduction. Bases 1151 to 2233 code for a protein of 360 amino acids.